This is a messenger RNA of Miscanthus lutarioriparius, 2112 nucleotides long. Lineage: Eukaryota; Viridiplantae; Streptophyta; Magnoliopsida; Poales; Poaceae. The record is from the annotation of a GenBank genome assembly.
AUGACGACGGGGAGCCACCUGGAUGUCGAGACCGGCCGGCCCGGCGGCGGCCGCGGCGGUCCACCCGAAUAUGAGCAGGCGGAGGUCGGCAAUUUUCGCAAAGAUCUGGCCCUUGCUUACAAGACUCUUGGCGUCGUGUUUGGUGGUCUCGUCACGUCUCCCCUCUACGUUUACCCCUCAAUGAACUUGUCAUCUCCUACAAAAGAUGACUACAUGGGGUUAUACAGCAUAAUGUUUUGGACUCUUACUUUGAUUGGUGUGAUCAAGUAUGUAGGCAUAGCACUUAAUGCCGACGAUCAUGGUGAAGGAGGUACAUUUGCCAUGUACUCUCUGUUGUGUAGGCAUGCUGAUAUAGGCAUACUGCCUUCCAAAAAAGUUUAUUCGGAAGAACAGCCUCUACUUCAGAAUCAGUCUGCAAGAGCUGGAAGGCCUAGCUGGCUGGGGAAGUUCUUUGAGCGAAGCAUAACAGCCAGAAGAGCACUGCUGUUCAUGGCAAUACUGGGAAUGUGCAUGCUCAUUGGGGAUGGCAUACUCACUCCUGCUAUUUCAGUAUUAUCAGCGAUUGAAGGGUUGAAAGGGCCAUUUCCUUCUGUCAGCAAGCCUGUAGUCGAAGCUCUGUCUGCUGUGAUCCUUAUCGGCUUAUUCUUACUGCAAAAGUAUGGGACCUCAAAAGUGAGCUUUCUGUUUUCACCGAUCAUGGCAGCAUGGACUUUCACCACUCCAAUUAUCGGCUUGUAUAGCAUUGUUCAUUACUAUCCCGGCAUUUUCAAAGCCAUCUCACCGCAUUAUAUUGUUCGUUUCUUCCUGAGAAAUAAAAAGGAAGGGUGGCGCAUGCUCGGUGGAACUGUUCUAUGCAUCACAGGUGCUGAAGCUAUGUUUGCAGAUCUUGGCCACUUCAGUAAGAAGGGUAUUCAGAUAGCAUUUCUGUCUAGCAUAUAUCCUUCUUUGGUCCUCACAUAUGCUGGGCAAACAGCAUACCUCAUCAACAAUGUUAACGACUUCAGUGACGGAUUCUACAAAUUUGUCCCUCGCCCUGUUUACUGGCCCAUGUUCAUCAUUGCAACGCUGGCAGCAAUCGUCGCAAGCCAAUCCUUAAUAUCUGCAACAUUUUCUGUCAUCAAGCAAUCCGUUGUCCUGGACUACUUCCCACGCGUUAAGGUGGUGCACACGUCCCAGCACAAAGAAGGGGAGGUUUACUCCCCAGAAACCAAUUACAUCCUCAUGGUACUAUGCGUUAGUGUGGUACUAGGCUUUGAUGCUGGAAAUGCGAUCGGAAACGCAUUUGGUGUUGUGGUCAUCAUGGUCAUGCUCAUAACCACAAUCAUGCUCACUCUGGUGAUGAUCAUUAUAUGGAGAACACCACCUAUUCUUGUGGCGCUUUACUUCGUGCCUUUCUUCAUCAUGGAAGGAUCUUAUGUCAGUGCAGUCUUCACCAAGAUCCCUGAAGGCGGGUGGCUCCCCUUUGCAGUGUCCAUCAUCCUGGCACUGGUCAUGUUCGGCUGGUAUUACGGCAGGCAACGGAAGAUGGAGUACGAGAUGGCGAACAAGGUGACCGUGGAGCGCCUCAGCGAGCUCCUGGCGAGGCCGGAGGUGCAGAGGGUCCCCGGGCUGUGCUUCUUCUACAGCAACAUCCAGGACGGGCUCACCCCCAUCCUCGGCCACUACAUCAAGAACAUGAGCUCGCUGCACGCCGUCACGGUCUUCGUCACCCUGCGGUACCUGCUGGUGACCAAGGUUGACGAGCGGGAGAGGAUCCUCGUCAGGAGGCUGGGGCCGAACGGGGUGUACGGCUGCACUGUCCAGUACGGGUACGCCGACAGCCUCGUCGACGGCGACCUCACCGCGCAGGUCACGAGCUCCUUGCGGCGGCACUUUGAGACGACGACGGAGGAGGGGGCGGAGGAGGCCGCGCGCCUGGAGGCGGCGAGGAUGGCCGGCGUGGUGCACGUUCGGGGUAAGAUGAGGUUCUACGUGGGCGAGGACGCCGGUUGGUUCGACAGGGUCAUGCUCGGGUUCUACGAGUUCCUGCACGGCAUCUGUCGCUCCGCACUGCCGGCGCUGGGGACGCCGCUGCAACAGCGAGUCGAGAUCGGCAUGCUGUACAAGGUUUGA